AUGGAGAUUGGAUCUAGUCAGUCUCAAAGUGGAUGUAAUGUGCUCAUAAAACUUGGGAUGGAAUUUGAUUCGGAUGAGCAUGCAUAUGAAUAUUACAAUAAAUACGCUGGUGUAAUUGGUUUUAGCGUAAGGAGAGAAUAUGCUAACAAAAAUAAAGUCCGAGGGUACGUGACUUCAAGAAAAUUGGUUUGUUAUAAAGAAGGUUAUAGAGAUAAACACAAACGAGAUACGAUGGUUCAAAAACAUAGAAAUGAAACUAGGACGGGGUGCUUAGCUCAUUUUACUGUUAGUCGUCAAUCAAAUGGAAUGUUUCGCAUCACUUCAUUUGAAGAGAAACAUAAUCAUCCUCUUGUUCCUUCUUCUUUGGCUCAUAUGUUACCCUCACAAAGAAAGAUAAAAGUUGCUCAAGCAUAUGAAAUUGACUUAUUAGAUGAUUCAGGAAUAUGCCCUAAAGCUUCAUUUGAUUAUGCUGCUCGUCAAGUUGGAGGACAAUCUUUUCUAGGUUACACAAGGAGAGAUCAGAAGAAUUAUCUUCGGGAUAAAAGAAAAGAUAGUUUGAAACAUGGGAUGGCUCGUAGUUUGGUUGAUUAUUUUGAGAAACGAAUACUAGAAGACCCUGCUUUUCGAUAUUCUUUAGAUCUAGAUGACGAUGGUUUGAUAACUAAUGUAUUAUGGGCUGAUGGAAAGAUGAUAAGAGAUUUUAAGAUUUAUGGAGAUGUUGUGUCCUUUGAUACAACAUAUAGAACAAAUAAAGAGUAUCGACCCUUGGCAUUGUUUGUUGGUUUAAAUAACCAUAGGGAAAUGGUUAUAUUUGGUGCAACCCUUCUAUACGAAGAGUCAACUGAAUCAUUUGUAUGGCUUUUUAAUGCAUUCUUUAAGAUUAUGUCUGCGGAUAAACCACAAACAUUUUUCACUGAUCAAGAUCCCGCUAUAUCUGCUGCUAUAUCAUUUGUAAUGCCCAAAACAUAUCAUCGCCUUUGUGUAUGGCACUUGGAAAAGAAUGCAUUUAAACAUCUUAAUCAUAUCUUUAGAGCUAAUGAAUCAUUUCCAAGAGAUUUUAGCAAAUUGCUUUAUGAUUAUGAGUAUGAGGAGGAUUUUUUAAGUGCAUGGCAGGAAAUGCUUGAGAAAUAUGACCUUGAGGAUAAUAGUUGGUUGAAAAACACGUUUGCUGUAAGAGAGAAAUGGUCCAUGACAUACGGAAGACACACAUUCUCAGCAGGUAUGCGAAGUACACAAUUAAGUGAGAGUUUUAAUGGAUCUUUAAGGGGAUAUUUAAAAUCUGAUUUGGAUAUUGUUCAAUUUUUUAAGCAUUUUCAAAGAUCAGUUGAUGAUAAGCGUGCCAAUGAGAAUAAGUCAAAUUUUGACAUGACUCAAAGAAUACCUAUUUUAAAGGUUAAACUUCCUUUAUUGAUUCAUGCUAGGGAAGUAUACACCCCAACUAUAUUUGACAUGUUCCAAAAUGAAUGGGAAAGAUCACUACUGGUUUCCAUAAAGGACUCUUAUAGUGAAGGAGAAUUAUGUACCUAUAAUGUUAGCACUCUUGGAAGUGUUAAGGAGCAUGCUGUAACUGUUAAGCAAUCAGUAACUCAAGUUUCUUGCAGCUGCAAAUUGUUUGAAUUUUUGGGUAUACUAUGUAGACAUGCUUUAAAGAUUCUGGAUUUACUAAAUGUGAAGGAUAUGAUUCCGGUACAUUAUAUAUUAAAGCGGUGGACAAAAGAUGCUUCUAACAUGAACGAGGUAGAUAUCGAUCUAGUAGAAAAAGAUAGUGAUCCAAAAGUUGAAGUUACUGCAAGGUACAGACAUUUAUGCCAUACUUUUGUUCAAAUUUCAAGUGAAGCUUCAGAAUCCACAGAAGGGUAUGAAUUGGCCGCAAAAGGUGCGAAUGAGAUAAUUGCCAAGUUAAAGGAUAUCAAGAAGAGAAAUGAAUUGCCUGAAAAGUUGGCUCCAAGCAAGAGUAUUCAGAACGAACCGAGUGAAAUAAUAUUUAUUGACAAUACAAAUGUCACAAAGGUGACCGGGUUAAAAAGAAAGGAACCAAGAUGUUUCAGUAACACCUUUCAAGAUGUUUAA
This is a messenger RNA of Lycium barbarum (goji berry), 2070 nucleotides long. RefSeq names its product protein FAR1-RELATED SEQUENCE 5-like. Lineage: Eukaryota; Viridiplantae; Streptophyta; Magnoliopsida; Solanales; Solanaceae. Gene Ontology annotation, biological process: regulation of DNA-templated transcription. The record is from RefSeq and is a predicted model, not a curated record. The transcript has a single exon. Gene Ontology annotation, molecular function: zinc ion binding. Bases 1 to 2070 code for a protein of 689 amino acids.